UAAUUCGAAUAAACCAAUCAUUACUUUAACUCUGUUAUUUUGGAGUUGAAGUAGAAAUUGUGAAAUAGUGUGUGCCAAACACUUUUGUUCUGAUGUAGUUUCCCAUUCAUUUGCCGCUCAAUUUCUAUUGCAGUUAGCUAGUUGUAUUCUUUACUAGUUCAAUUGAUUUGAUAGCAAAUAGUCAUGAAUAUGCCUGAAGUUGAUGCUUCCAACUCUGAGCUUGGUCAGGAACUGUCGGGAAGUUCAGGUUGGGUUCUUACCUACCUCCUAGAGAUAAGGAAUGACCUAUUGAAAAUCUCACCUAUAUUUAAAGUUCCAAUAGAAUUGAGCAUGUUUUUGUUUAUUGCAGUCAACAUCUACAAAAGCACGUACGUCAUUUACUACACGAAUAGACUGAUGCUAACUUUUUUAACCGGUAUUACUAUAGUUGCAUUGAUCCUUGAGAGGACAGCGGUUGUGGUAAAUCCCUCGCACCUAUGGAUCAACGUUGCUCUCUGUAUCAUUUUACCUCUUCUGAUGAGGUGUAAUAGAGCAGUUGCAGCGAUUUUUACAUCCGUCUUCAUUUCCUAUUCAACACCACUGGCCUUUGCCACAGACUUGUUUUUUAUCUUGUGCGUCUGCUUGAAAAGCAAAGGCAGCAUUCCGUCAGAGUUUUACACAGUGAACCUUGCCUACAUCGGAAUUUGUUGCUUAAUUUCGAUAUCUCUUAAUGAUCAGGUAACGACUGCGUCUGCCAUAACAAUAAGUUCUGUAUACUUCAUUGUUUUUUAUGGUUUAUUGACAUUGCUAUUUAUGUAUUUUAAAACAGGAUACAGUCGGUGGUCUGAACCUUUAUAUGUUCAAAUUGAGUUAAUUUCCUACCUGCUAUUUCCUGCGAUGUUAGAUAUUUUCUGUAAUCUUACAUACGGUGGAAAGUUAACUUACAGUAUUUCAUAUUUAAAAUCUCUGUAAACCUUGUAUAAUCUAGAUUUUUCUAUCAUGCUGCUUUUUUUCUCUAAAAUUUAUGUAAAUAGAAUUUAAAAAUAAAAUUUUUGAGAAUUUUUAAUGCACAUGUUUGUUUUUAAAGCUUUUAUAGCUAUAAAAGAAUUCCAUCUAACAAAUUGGAUAAUGUAUAAUAAAGCGCAAAUAAUAUAAGAGGCGGUUUGCCAUUUCUGCACUUAGUGGCAAAAAUUAUAUACUCGUAAUGGAAAUCAAUAAUGGUGAGGGAUUAAAAGCAUCAAAACUAAAUUUUGCAAAUUAUACAAAAGAUGGUCAGAGGCGAUUAAUAAUAACUUUUAUGUUUUGGUUUUGAUAGUUUGUUUCCAUAUAUUGUCCUCGAUAAUAUUUCGUCCGACUUUAAUAGUAUUAGUUUUUCCGUCCAUAAAUUUUGAUUUCUAAAUGCAUUGAUGCUAUUUUGACUUUAAAUAUUUUAAAAUACAUGGAAGGAACUAUAAACCACACGUAUGCAAAGAAGAGAGAUAACUUUCAAUAAAAUCAUAAUGGCCACUAAGGUGUGA
Molecule: messenger RNA, 1496 nt
Organism: Parasteatoda tepidariorum (common house spider)
Lineage: Eukaryota; Metazoa; Arthropoda; Arachnida; Araneae; Theridiidae
Source: RefSeq, a predicted model, not a curated record